AUGGCAGCCCGCAACGCAAUCAAGCUCGAGUUGCCCGUGGAGGUGAAAGCAUUUAAAUUCACGUUUGAGUGCAGAACACCAGGUCCCAUAACCGUUGAAAUAUCUAUCGGAAAGCCUCUCCAGCAGCUAAGCUCACAAGCUGGUAUUGCAGAGGGUCGCGACACCAGCGACACGCACACCGAGACGCCGGGAGUGCUUAACAAUUGGUUGAAGGACCAGAAAGUUGAAUAUCAAUCGUUUUUAUUGAGCGCUGCUAAGGCAGGUCCUCCAGUGGUGGAUGAUAGUGUGACUGAACCUGAGUCGGAGCCGACUGUUGAAGAACUCAACCGUGCUGCUCGAGUACUUGUUAGUAGUACUGGGCAACUGGUCGACGCUGUUGAUGAUAGCGUGACCGAACCAGAGUCUGAUAUACAGCCACCAUUCGAGUCUCCAGAGCCUGCAACGCCAGUGGAAUUUACUCGCUGGUACAACAUGGCUCAUGCAGACGUUCGACCAGUUCCUCGAGGAUUUUCAGUUCCGUUACAUGAACCUCCUCCUCCCUUGUCUCCAGAGUUCAAUGAUCCUUUGGAUGAUGCCAUCUUGGACUCGGCGCUUACAGAUGAAGAUUUAGGUAUCCCAACACCAGGCAGCCCCUUACCCAAUCUUGGUCCCAAUGUCCGCAGCCCGGUGUAG
This is a messenger RNA of Suillus subalutaceus, 672 nucleotides long. RefSeq lists its product as uncharacterized. NCBI's taxonomy places the organism in Eukaryota, Fungi, Basidiomycota, Agaricomycetes, Boletales, Suillaceae. The coding region runs from base 1 to 672 and encodes 223 amino acids. The transcript has 5 exons. The record is from RefSeq and is a predicted model, not a curated record.